UAGAUGAUAUGAACGGUGCAAAGAUAAGUAUACUAAAUAAUGCCCAAAAACAAUGUUAAAGUGCUUCCUUCAUCCCAUUCAUACAAGUGGUUUCACUUUCUUUGUUGACUUUGUUAAUAAUAUAUCUAUUCAUAUUUAGAACAAUAACUAUUUAGAUUUUCCAAGACAAAAUGAGUUCUCCAAAGCCCAUUUUCUUCUUCUUCUUCUUCAUCAUCAUCAUCAUUAGUUGUAGCUUCUCUUCAAUUUUUGCUCAGCAGCCAUAUGUGAGAGAAGACACAACUGAAUGUGACAAAAAGGAUAAUUCAACCUCUUCUCUUGGCUACUUCUGUAAUGGUCUAAACAGAAUAUGUCAAGCUUUCAUUACUUUCAGAGCUGUGCCUCCUUACACAACCUUGGCAGCAAUCUCAAACCUUUUGGCUGCAGACCCUUCUCAGAUUUCUGUAAUAAACUCCAAUAAGACAACCUUUGAUACAAACAAAUUGGUCAUAAUUCCAGUAACCUGUUCCUGUUAUGGCGGCUACUACCAAUCAAACACCUCUUAUGUCAUCAAACCAGAUGAUACAUAUCUAGUCAUUGCCAACAACACCUUCCAAGGCAUCACAACUUGUCAAGCUCUUGAGAAUCAAAAAGGUAAUCCUAAUCAAUUUGAGCUUGAAACUGAUGAGAAAAUUACUGUUCCUCUUAGAUGUGCUUGUCCCACAAAGAGCCAAGUUGAUGAUGGUGUGAAUUAUCUAAUGAGUUACUUAGUUGAUUAUGAUGAUAAUGAUUCAACCAUUAGUGAAGAUUUUGAUGUAGAUAAUGGUUUGCUUCUUAAAGCUAAUCAACUUACUGAAAAUGACAAUACUAUUUAUCCAGAUACCACUCUUUUGGUUCCUCUUCAAACCCCACCAACCAAUUCUUCAACCAUAAUAAGGCCUCCACCGCCGCCAUUACCCCCUCCUCGAACAUCCACUACCGCCACCAAUUCUUUCUCUAAUUCGAGCUCAAAUGAAAAAUGGAUUUAUGCCCUUUUUGGUGCUCUUGGAGGUGGUUGUUUUGUCUUAGUUUUAGGUGCUUUACUCUACUGCUUAGUCUUCUGGAGAAGAAAGAAGAAACCCGACUCGAGUUUUGUCCCAGCAGCAAGCUCUACUACACCACUUGAUCAUCAGGAGAACUCAGUGAAAAUUUCACAGGAGUUCUUGGAGAGCUUAUCUGAUAUAGCUCAGUCAAUCAAAGUUUACAGUUUUGAAGAGCUUCAACUGGCAACAAACUAUUUUAGCCUUAGUUCAUUGGUUGAAGGUUCUGUUUACCGCGGUGAGAUUAAUGGAAAUCUCAAAGCAAUCAAGAAAAUGGAAGGAGAUGUAUCCAAAGAGAUCAAUUUAUUGCAAAAGAUCAACCAUUCUAGUCUGAUUCAUCUCUCUGGGGUUUGUUUUAAUGAGGGUCAUUGGUAUCUUGUUUUUGAGUAUGCCAUAAAUGGAGCCUUGAGUGAUUGGAUUUUCAAUGAAAACAACAAUGGAAAAUUUCUAAGUUGGUCUCAGAGAAUCCAAAUAGCCUUAGAUGUGGCUUCAGGUUUGAACUAUCUUCAUUGUUUCACAACUCCUUCACAUGUUCACAAAGACAUAAAUUGCAGCAAUAUCCUUCUUGACAGUGAUUUCAGGGCUAAAGUUGCAAACUUUGGUCUAGUAAGGUCAACAAAAGCUCAAGAGAAUGAGUUUUCUUUGACAAAUCACAUAGUUGGAACAAUAGGUUAUCUUGCUCCUGAGUACUUGGAAAAUGGAUUGGUUUCUACAAAACUUGAUGUCUAUGCAUUUGGAGUUUUAUUACUUGAAAUGCUUACAGGAAAAGAGGUAUCUUUUCUGUACAAGGAGAAUAGGGACUUAUCAUAUGUUUACAAUGGUGUGCUUAACAAUGAUGGAAAAGAGAGUUUGAAACAGUUUAUGGAUCCUUCAAUGCAAGAGAAGUACCCUUCUGAACUUGUUCAUUUUGUGGUUCAAAUUAUUGACCUUUGCAUUAAGAAAAACCCGGGAAAUCGACCGCAAAUAGAGGAAGUUGUGAAGCUUCUUUCUGAAGCUUUGAGCAGUUCAUUAACAUGGGAAUCAUCAUUGAAAUAACAUUGUGAGUUAAAAAGCUCACUUGAAGCUCUUCAGGUUGUUUUUUGUUUUACUUCUUAUUAAUAAUGCAAUAAUCCAACUUCCUCAUAUGUGUGCACUUUUAUUAGUAGUGUAAUGUAAUUAUAUAUUAAUUGACUGAACAACAUUAUAGUAGUACCUAAUUUUGUUCUGAGUUUUAUAUUAAGGAAGAAUAAGACAUGUUAUCUAAUUAUAUAAUUGGACAUGGAUGGUUCAUUUUA
Messenger RNA from Cannabis sativa, 2329 nucleotides. Its product is annotated as lysM domain receptor-like kinase 4. The transcript has a single exon. The record is from RefSeq and is a predicted model, not a curated record. Gene Ontology annotation, molecular function: protein kinase activity; ATP binding. Gene Ontology annotation, biological process: protein phosphorylation. Bases 171 to 2090 code for a protein of 639 amino acids. Lineage: Eukaryota; Viridiplantae; Streptophyta; Magnoliopsida; Rosales; Cannabaceae.